Thunnus maccoyii (southern bluefin tuna) is the source of this 1261-nucleotide messenger RNA. RefSeq names its product protein phosphatase 1, regulatory subunit 35 (gene ppp1r35). The coding region runs from base 239 to 1120 and encodes 293 amino acids. The record is from RefSeq and is a predicted model, not a curated record. Gene Ontology annotation, molecular function: phosphatase binding. The transcript is spliced from 6 exons. Gene Ontology annotation, biological process: negative regulation of phosphatase activity. NCBI's taxonomy places the organism in Eukaryota, Metazoa, Chordata, Actinopteri, Scombriformes, Scombridae.
GCCGUACGCAGCUGUCAGUUUACGCGCAUGCGCGGUGUAGAUCGAGCAGUGAUGCGCAUGCGUGAUGCAAAUCGGGCAGCGACAGAGGGAAGUUUAACUGAAACUCUGAAAUUUUGAAAUCGUGUUUAAACGUUCAGAAACAGAAGUUCAGAGAAACAGACAGAACUGACGCGGGAGUGACGCAAGAGUGACGUAGGACUGACGCAGGAGUGACGCUGCUGCGGAGCGUCACAUCAGGAUGAAGAGCUCCGCCCCCCUCCUCUCUCCUCCCCCCUCCCCUCACCCCGCCCCUCUCCCCCUCCCCUCCUCCUCCUCUCUGAUUCGCUGCCCUGAACUCGACCUGUCCGUCACGCUCAGCCCCACCCCCAAGACCGGCCACACACACCUGAAGCCCCGCCCCCUCCGGCCGUGUCCGCAGAGUGACCAAACACACCUGAAGUCCCGCCCCCAAGGACAGACAGGAAGAAAGAGGAACACAAAGGUGUGUUUUGAAGAGCCGCUGGUUGUCACGGUAACACCAGAGCCUCACAUCCCGCUGAGCAAUGACGUGCCACCUCAGCAGCCGAUCAGCAGUCAGAGGAGGAGGAGAGGUGGUCACCAUGGUGGAUCCCCCAAACAGAGGGCGGGGCCUCCUGCUGCAGUGUCCAAUGAGGAUCCAGCAUGUCUCGAGGAGGCGGAGCCAAACACCACACUGGCUCUGAAGGCGGAGCUUCAGUCACUGCAGGGGGUGGAGUUUAACUCCCAGAAGGCCGUUCAGGAGACACUACGGAAGUCUAAGAGGACCAAAAACCUGAUCAACACCAGAGCUACUGAAGGAGUGAAUGUCUCUCGCUCUCAGCUUCUCUUCACCUCAUUGGUCAGCGUUGAUGUGCAGCAUGAUCAGCUGAUCAGCCAGGCGCUGCAGGAUAGGCUGCUGCUGGCUCCGCCCUCCCGCAGCCAUGACAACAAAGCAGCAGAUGGCCCCUCCCCACUCCUCUUCAUGACCUCUGACCUGCUCAGACAGAAGCCCCUCUCACCAGAGGAGGAGCCAAUAAACAGAAAACCCCGCCCAUCUCAGUGCCCCGCCCCCUCGACAUUUGACCUCUACAGCCGGCGGAGACGCUGGGAGGCCACGCCCUGACACACCUUUAACGCUCUGAUUGGCUGGAGGUACUGAGGUUUUAUUGGUCACCCUGUGUGAUGUCAUCAGAUUAGUUUUUAAAUUAUUUCUGUGAGCUGUUUUUAUUCCUGUAAAGACUCAAUAAAGUUUUUUCAAUCAAUA